CCAGCCUGCCUGCUUCUGUGUGUGUGAGUGUGUGUGUGUGUGCGAGUGUGUUUGUGUGCACGGAAGGGUGAGCGUGCGGCUUAGUUAAGCCUAAUGUGGUUAAAAGCUUUAAUAUUGAUGGCCUGUCAACUUUGUCCCGAUUCUUUGCCUUUCAGUUAAAAGGUUUUUGUUGUUGUAGCUUAUGCAGUGGCUCCGUUGCUAUGGAAACAUGACAUCGAAAUGACGUCCCUCUGUUUAAAAGCUUUUAGCUAAAUUCCAGCCUGUCAGAUGGUAGGCCCCAUCUUGUGCUACCAGCCGCCGCUUGUGUGCUGCCCGGUGCGAAGAGCCUCCUCGGCCGGCAGCUGCCAUGGCUUCAGCUCCGGCUCCUGCUUGCCUGCUGUCGGUCCAGAGCGAGAAGCACCGACGAGCGCGUAACUGGACCGAAGCCGAGAUGCGAGGCCUGAUGCUGGUCUGGGAGGAAUUCUUCGAGGAGCUCAAGCAGACCAAAAGGAACGCCAAAGUUUACGAGAAAAUGGCCAACAAACUCUUCGAAAUGACGGGCGAAAUCCGGCACGGGGAAGAGAUCAAGAUUAAAAUCACCAACAUGACCUUCCAAUACAGGAAAUUAAAGUGCAUGACUGAUAGCGAAACUUUGGCGCCCGAUUGGCCUUAUUUCAAAACCAUUGAUAGAAUAUUAUCUAAAGUCCCGGAGCACAACGACGUGAAAAUUCACGAUAGCCAGCAACCGGGUCCUUCCACCUCCCAGACCGAAGCCUCACAAUCGCCUUCCACCAAAUCGGCGCCUCUUUAUUUGCCAUAUAAUCAGUUCCCGUACGAAGGCCGAGAAGAAUUCUUCGAAGAUGCCCAUUCAGAGAGCUCCUCCAGCUUAAUUUCGUAUAAAUUAAGAACAGAAGAGCGACCGGUGAAGAAAAGAAAAGUGCAAAGCUGCAGUUUUCAAAAGAAGAAGUUGAAGCUGAUGGAAGCCAUGCUGGAAGAGCAGAAAAAACUGAGCCGAGCUAUGGAGGAAACAUGUCGAGAAGUCCGAAGGACUCUGGACCAACAGAACAUUAUCCAAGUCCAGAGUUUGCAGCUACAGGAAAGAAUGAUGAAUUUACUGGAGAAGAUGAUCACCAAAGCCAAUGUUUAAAUUUCUGCCUGGGGGGAAAAAGAAAAAAGAAAAAAAAAAAAGGAAGGAAACUUAACCUGUUUUGAUAGAAAUGGCUUAUUUCAUAUCCCUAGGAUAGCUUCUUCCUUCCAGUUCACCGAAAUUUAAAUCCAACCCUGAUCUCCAUGAAUCUCCUUUCAUGAAAAUCCACGACAUUUGGUUUCCUGCUCGAGAAAAAGCACCGAUCUUAGCGGUGCCGAAGAGGGGGGUGGGGAAAAAAACUAAGGCAAAUGAAGGAAAGAAAUCUCCGGAAGCUUACAGGACCCAAAGAUGGACUCAACUGCUGCGAUUCAAGCCUUCGGUCCACGGAGACCACGGAGAAGAGAGGGGAGCAAUGCAACCUCAAGGACGAGGCUCUAAGGAGGCUGCACUGAACAGGGGGCAGGAAAACAAGAGCUGGGAAGAUAGACACGGGGACGGUCCCUGCAGAAGAAGCAGGAGGUCCCUAGAAAUUCCCCCACCAACCCAAAAAAGAUCCGGGAACGAAUAGCCGAAUCUCUACCAUUAAGCCUCCUCAUCCCCUUCCUUACUCUCUCAUCUGAAGCUCCAGGAUCUCUCGAGGAUAAUUCAAUACACUGAAUGAUCACCUACGAUGGAAAGAAAAAAAAAUAAUAACAACAGGAAAAUUCUAAAAGGAUUCUUGUACUUGCAGAUACUGUAGUCUGUGGGGGAGGAAAAAUAUGCGAGAAGGAUUAUAUGCCACAAAUUUAUUUAUUAUGUUCCUUUCUACAAAACAUAAUUAUUUCCCCUACAGCGUACUUGCUAAAAUAGGGUUAGUUUUAAAAGACAUUUAAAGAGCGACAAGGAAAUGUUAUUUAUAUUUUAAAUAUAACGCGAAGGCCCAGCGAUCCUAUUCCAAAGUUA
Messenger RNA from Pantherophis guttatus, 2008 nucleotides. It is a transcript of the gene MSANTD1, whose product is annotated as Myb/SANT DNA binding domain containing 1. Gene Ontology annotation, biological process: positive regulation of DNA-templated transcription. The record is from RefSeq and is a predicted model, not a curated record. Lineage: Eukaryota; Metazoa; Chordata; Lepidosauria; Squamata; Colubridae. Gene Ontology annotation, cellular component: nuclear body.